Mycena citricolor is the source of this 383-nucleotide messenger RNA. The record is from the annotation of a GenBank genome assembly. NCBI's taxonomy places the organism in Eukaryota, Fungi, Basidiomycota, Agaricomycetes, Agaricales, Mycenaceae.
AAAAAACGAAGUGCCACACUAUGCGUACCAGUGCAAUAAACGGAGUUGUCUCGGUGUCCUAAUCUGUGUGUGUCGUGAUGGGAACGGAAAGCCCUCUCGCCCUAUUCGCCCGAAGAAAGACAACGCGUCUCGAGCCGCCCAGCAAAAUGAGCGAUGCAGGCACUGCAAGGCCAAUCUCAGUCUCAUGGAGUGCGACGCCACCUGGAUCACCUAUUAUUACGAAGAUGAUGACCAUGUUGAGCACGUUGUGGGACAACACUAUGGGGAUCACGAACAUCCGAGGCCUCCCACCACAAAACUCACUGCGGCUGAUGAACGCCAGCUCGAUACUCUUGUUCGCCACAAUCCUUCUCAAACAGCACAGCAACUUCGCGUCGCGGCAG